ACGCCCUGUGCCUCCAACUCUGCACAGAACACCAAAAUCCAGAGGCCACAUCCUCUACCAGUCGACCAACUUCAAGAGCCUCAAAUCAUCACAACGCGCCCAAACAAUUCAUUCUGGGCCCUUUGUUCAUCUCUACACAUCUGGUUGUGCAUUCUGUCGAUUUUUCAGCAAUUGAUUCGGAUGAUUUCUCGUCCUUCUUGUCGACCUCGCCGAUGCCGAUGAGAUGCCCGUCGAGCACUUGCGCUCGAAGAAGUCUCAAGCGCAGAGCCUGGUGCUGUCAAGAAAGCGCAAAUUAAGCGAACUCUUCUCUAUCGUUGUCUCAGUCGAAGACCCAACCUACAAGCAGAAACUCCAGGCCUUUCAUGAUGCGAAUGACCUAGAAAAGUACGGAUCUCCUGUCGCUGCCUUCUAUCUACCAUCAUUGCAAAUUUCAUGAAUUAUGAGGCUUGUUUGGUCUAGUUGUGCUCACUCUUCCGCAGAGGGCGUCGCUUCGACGAAACCACACUCCCGUCCAGAAUCCAUAUAACCCUUCCACCUCGAAAACAUGAGCCCUCCCAACCGCGUGCACUACCCAAGUCGCCCCCCGUCGCGGCACAGCAAGCGCUAGACGCAUCAAAUGCCACCUCGCCGUCAUCUCCAGGUUUCAAGGCGGCGCCGAAACCGAUACCUCCAGGACAAACCGCGCCUGCGCUGACGUCGCUCGACCAAAACAAGGGUAAUGAUGGCAUCGCAGUUGUUAUCGACAAGCCGAGCGAGGAGGAUCGCCAGGAUGCGACCACAACAGCGGCUGACGCGCAGACCAGCGAGGCCAGCACGGUUCCCAGUCUGCCUAAGCACGACGGCGAAUUGAGGUCUCCAAUACCUCAGUCCGCCAAGGGUCCGUCUGUUGGACAAACAACUAACGUUGAGCCCGAGCCUCCUGGCGCGCUGCCAGCCGCUUCUGGCCUGUCGGAAGAUGCAGAGUCAGGUCCCUCUGUCACCGUUGACCGUCAACCUAGCCGAAGUCCUCCUCUUCUCGUUCCAGCCCAAGCAGCUGCCGAGCCACAGUCCUCACCAGCCUCCACAAAUGGACCAGACUCAUCCAACACCCCUGCGCCAACCGCUGGCUCGCCCGGAACCAGUCCCGGUGUCGACAUACCACUCAUCGCUUCGGAACUCGCCCACGAAGGAAAGCCUUCAGAUGCUAGCCAUGCUGGUUUGGAACGAUCAUCUCUCUCGCCGGGAGCGAGGAACCAGCGCAGCGCGAGUAAAGGCCCUGGUUCCUCUGAUGAUGUAGAGAUGACCGGAACGGUCAACGCGGUAGCCACCGCUUCAACUUCUGACGGCCAUAGCAGGCUCGCUCCAGAGACGUUAAACGCUUCACAGGUCGAGCGACCCGCGAUGCGGAUAGACACACAGGGAGAGACCGACUCAUAUUUCAAAGCACGACUGGGGGCAGGAUUUGUCGAAAGUCCGGCCCCAAUAACUGGUACGACUCCAAAGAAGAAUGUGCCGACGACGCCAUCAUCCCAGGAGCCCGCGAAACGUGCCACUAGGAUCUCCUCUGGUGUUUUGCAGAAGAAGUCUGUAUCGGAAAUUCUUGGUGAGACGCCAAAGACCUCAACCCCACCAGCUGAAUCGCCAUCUUCAGCGACCAACCGCGAUGCCUUCGGUGGCACUACUCCUCAGGGCCGGGCGACCGACCGCGACCGCCGCGACAAGGAACGCAGUAGGCUAUCGACCGUGGUCUUUGCCAAACCGCAGAAAUCUACGGUCGACGAGGAGAACCUCGAGCUGACCCGCAUUGGUGGCGGUGAUGCCCACCGAACAGGGCCUGGUGAGAGAGAUUACCUCUACACCUUGUUUGAGAAUAAAGCCCAUUCCAUGUCACGGCAAACCACGAUGUCGUACCUCAUUCAAAAUGCCCACAAGACACUUUCAACUUCGGAUCACCUCAUCGAGUAUGAGCUAUCGGCUGAGUGCAGGAUAUUGAAGCGACUCUACCAGCUGCAGGAGAAGCAACGCUGGCCUCUGAGACAAUACAAGCGUGCCGAUGAAGCAUCAAGACCAACCUCUCAUUGGGAUUUCUUGCUUGAUCAUAUGAAGUGGAUGCGUACCGACUUCAGGGAAGAGCGAAAGUGGAAGCUAGCAGCCGCAAAAGGACUUGCAGAAUGCUGUGCGGAGUGGGUCGCAGGCUCUACGGAAGACCGAAAACGUCUACAGGUUCGUGUUCGACCACCAAGACUUCUCCCUGAACCAGACGAAUCUCAAGACGUGCCUAUGGAAGACGGACCUGGACCGACUCUUUCUUCUCACCCUACUCCCGAUUUGGUGCCUUCCAAUGAGGAUGAUUCCGCGAGUGAUGAUAUCGCAGACCCUCGCGAGGUUCACAUGUCCAGUGCUCCGGCUACGAUAUUCUCGCUGGGCGCCUCUGACUUCAAUUUCGCCGUCGACAAAACCCCUGCUCUGGACAAGCUUUUGAAUGAGUUACCCCUCUACGAGCCUUCCAUUGUCGAGCUAGAUAGUUCUACAUCCAACUUGGGACAACGGCUCGAUGCGAAAUGGAAGACAGAUAUUGUGCCUGUUUCAAGGUGGGCCACUGAGAAGCUAUCAGUCAAGGAGUACAAGCCUCCAAUGAAACGAAGUCGAUACGAUUAUGAGCCUGACCCUUCGCCGAAAAAGAAGUCGGAGCCGCUUCCACCAGAGGAGACCAACGUUGCGUUGUUCAUGCCCGAGAACAAAGCCAUCCGGGACAGGAUUCAUCCUGGACAUUCUUUCCGUCCACCGUCAGAGCAUCCAAUGCCAACACAAGCCUUCUUCGAGACGCGGUCGUCAUCGCAAUGGACACCUUCAGAAGACGAUGAACUUAAGAAGCUUGUCAAGGAUUAUUCCUACAACUGGUCUCUCAUUUCCAGCUGCCUUACGCCCCCAAGCUUGUAUACGUCGGGCGCCGAUAGACGGACACCGUGGGAAUGCUUCGAAAGAUGGAUUGGAUUGGAGGGCCUACCCGCGGAUAUGUCAAAGACGGCUUACUUCAAGACGUACUCGGGUAGAAUUGAGGCUGCAGGAAGACAUGUGGCUGCUCAGAUUGAGGAGGCCCAAAGAAGAGCCGGCGCCAACGUUCAGAUCUCGACACGCAAGAGGACGACACAGCCCGUUAGAGUUGAACGCAAGAGGACCCAACGACAUCUUGCUAUGCUUGAUGCUAUGCGAAAACUAGCCAAGAAGCGAGAGACAGCUCUUCAGAAGCAACAACAUCAAGCCGAUCUCGCCGCCAUGCGGAAAGUCAACGAUGCAAACGUCCCCAAACCCUCUUAUAAGACCCCAGCAGAGUUCUCGCAGCUCAAGCAGGAGCGGGAGCAGAAGCUCGCGGAACGCCAAGAGAUAUAUCGACAGCAACUUAUUGCACAUCAGCGUGCUACCGCACAGCAACAACGUGGUCAAAAUGGUCAACCCAACGGACUGCCAAAUGGUAUGCCUGCUGUUGGACCGGGAAUGCGUGCUCCAUCCACCGGUGGCGUACCUGGAAUGCCCAAUGCUGCUAUCCAAAUACCCAAUGGCCACCCUCGUCAUCCGGCCAUGAUGGCCGCAAUGCAAGGGAAUAUGCAGCUACCACCCGGUAUGAUGGCACCCAAAAUUACGCCACAAAUGCAAGCUCAGAUGCAAGCGCAACUCGCCGCCCGGGGUGGGGUAACUUCUCCUCAGCAGAUGCGAAUGCUUCAGGAAGCAACCAGAGCGCAACAAGAACAGCUCUUGCGACAAGCUCAAGCUCAGGCUCAGAAUGGUCCUCAUUCUUCUCCGAACAACCCCCAUGCCGCUCUCGCCAAUGGUCAAGGCAUGAAUACUGCCGCAUACAGAGCUGCAAUGGCCGCUGCUACCGCGAAUGGGAGUGCGUCUCCCUCUGGCCACAUGAAUGGAAGCUCUCCACGCCCCAAUACCGCCAACUCCGGCCAGGCUCUAUCCAGUGGACAUGUUCCUGUUCUGACUCAAAUUGCUAACAAAAUUCGUGAGCAUCAUCCGAACUUGUCAGAUGAGGAGGUACAACGGCUUGCAUCGCAGCAGCUCCAAACAUAUCAACACCAAGCAACGGCGGCCGCUGCGGGACAGAACCACAAACGUCCUCAGCCUCACCAGGCAGCGUUGAAUGCGGCUCUUGGUGCUGUGAAUGCUGGCAAUAAUGCCUCCGUCGCGGCCGCUGCAGCGGCUGCCGCACAACUAGGACAUCCAAAUAUGAUGACCAAUGAGCAGUUGCAACAGUAUAACCAGCGGAUCAGAAUGCAACAAGCUCAGCAACAUGCGGCUCGAAACCUGCAAGCGAUGCAGAUGCAGCAAAUGGCCGGCAUGCCCAAUGGAAUGGCAAACUCCCCGGUCAUGAAUAUGGCUCGGCCCGUGAGCCAACAUGGAAACCAGGGCCAAAUGAGUCGCAGCGCUACCCCGAGAGACCAGCGAAGCUCCAGCCAGAGCAACGUCAAUGGCAAUGGACCCGGGCAACAGAGCAGCCCGCGACAAGCGCCACAGAGCAUGCAGACAUGAAAAAAUGGAGCUGUCCCUAUCACCACAAAUUUUGUAUAAAGAGAUUCGUCUUCUAUCUAUUUGGUACUUGAUAUUUGGUAGUGGGCUCAAUCAGAGAUGGCCAUCGGAGCCGCAUGUCACUACUGGGGGGUUUAUGGUGCUCAACUUACGUUCUGCUUGAUACGAUGUGAUACACAACGUCUGGGGAGGAAAUGGGAAUGUCCGUGCGGAAAGUUCCAUCCAUUCUGGAGGGGUCCUUCGGCCAGUGUUCGCGGACUGAGGACGGCACGACGGACCCAACGCUGAUCGUUGUCGCGCCAAGGUAUAUCUGGAGACAGCAAUAGCAAUGAAGAUAGCAGAUUUAAAGAAUGCUCGGAAAGUCAGAGCAAUGUUCUAAUUCAAAGCUAUUUUAUGCGUUGCGCAUAUCAAGUA
Cladophialophora immunda is the source of this 4923-nucleotide messenger RNA. RefSeq lists its product as hypothetical. The transcript is spliced from 2 exons. NCBI's taxonomy places the organism in Eukaryota, Fungi, Ascomycota, Eurotiomycetes, Chaetothyriales, Herpotrichiellaceae. The coding region runs from base 1279 to 4512 and encodes 1077 amino acids. The record is from RefSeq and is a predicted model, not a curated record.